Molecule: messenger RNA, 1809 nt
Organism: Eimeria tenella
Lineage: Eukaryota; Apicomplexa; Conoidasida; Eucoccidiorida; Eimeriidae
Product: heat shock protein 28, putative
Exons: 3
Coding region: 1-1809 (602 amino acids)
Biological process (GO): response to heat; response to hydrogen peroxide; protein folding
Source: RefSeq, a predicted model, not a curated record
AUGGACCCCCCCCGCUCGCCCUUCGAAGCCCUUUAUGGAGAACUUUGGGACUCUUUAAAUCGAUUUGAUUCUUUGAUGCAGCAGCACAGCUUUUUCAGUCCGGGUUUUUGGUGGCGGCCGUACCGCAGCAGCGAGGCGCAGCAGCAGCAGCAGCAGCUUGCGCAGCAGCAGCAGCAGCUGCAGGACCACCAGCAGCGGCAGCUGGCUGGGGCGGGGCCUGCCGGUGCGCAGCAGCAGGGGCUGCUGUCUCCGUGGAGCAGCAGCAGCAGCGGGCUGCUGCAGUGGCCCGCCAGCAGCAGCAGCAGCAGCAACUGGUUCUCCCACAGCAGCUGCAUCCCGCGGCUGGACAUCCGAGACACGGGAGACAAUUUGCUGCUGCAUGCAGACUUGCCGGGACUUGACAAGAAAGACAUAAAGGUGGAGACGCAGAACGGGAGACUGAUAAUCCGCGGCCACAGCAGCAGCAGCAGCAGCAGCAGCAGCAGCCCGCAGCAGCAGCAGCAGCAGCAGCAGCAGCAGGACGGCCGCUGGUUCGUGCAGGAACGCUGCAGCAGCAGCUUCUUCAGAAGCCUCCCGCUGCCCCCCGAGGCGCAGCAGGAAAAGAUAACAGCAAAUUAUAAUAAUGGAGUUUUGGAAAUUAAAGUUCCGAAGAAUAACACUUCCCAAACAACUCCAAACUCCCGGCAGCAGCAGCUUCAUCCUCAUCAGCAGCAGCAGCAUCCCCAGCAGCGUCCCCAGCAGCAGCAAGAGCAACAGCAGCAGCAAGAGCAACAGCAACAGCAACAGCAGCAGCAACAGCAGCAGCAGCAGCAGCAGCAGCAGGCGAUGCGCGCUUUGCUGUUGGGCGUUUUAAGCGGCCGUUUGCCUUUGGGUUUGUGGAGUGUCUCUUCGCCAAUAUGCCGCCCUAGAGGCCCACCCCGCAGCAGCAGCAGCAGCAGCAGCAGCAGCAGCAGCAGCGAGGGCCUCUACAGGCUGGCUGGCAGCCCCAAAGAAGGCCUCGAAGCAGCAACAGAGUUUGGGGCUUUUCUAGCAGCAAAUUUAAACGGCCAAGAAGUGACCCUUUGCUACAUUUCCCUGCUCGCAGGGUCACUUCACUCUGUGCGGCUGCAUGCGCUGUCUCUGGGGCACCCAGUGCUGGGGUGUACGUACACCGCAACUUGCCGCAGCUUCUGUGGGGCCCCACAAGCAGCUGUGGGGCCCCACAUGCAGCAGCAGCUGCUGCUGCUGCACUCUCAACUCGCGAAGCAAACCCGAGACACUCACAGCGGACACAAGCAGCAGCAGCAGCAGCAGCAGCAGCAGCGGCAGCAGCAGCAGCAGCAGCAGCAGCCAGUGAUGUUGUUUCCUCUGUGGAUCUCUGAGCCCUGGGGAGACCUAAACUUGUGGAGGGAAAAAGAAACAAAAAAAGAAAAUAAAAAAAAGAUUUUUUUAAAUGAAAGUUUUUAUCCUCUUUUGCAUGCAAUCUCUCUCCAAACAGACAAAGGGCCCCUCACUCUAGCAGCAGCAGCAGCAGCAGCAGCAGCAGCAGCAGCGGCAAACGCGCCCGCUAUUGCUGCGGGGACAGAAGCUCAAGCUGCAGCUGCAGCAGCAGCAGCCGAAGCAGCAGCAGCAGCAUCUCCAGCAGCAGCAGCGCCUCCAGCGUCAGCAGCAGCAGCACCAGCAGCAGCAGCUCCAGCAGCAGCAGCAGCAGCUCCAGCAGCAGCAGCAGCAGCUCCAGCAGCAGCAGCAGCAGGGUCCGAAUCCGUUUGCUGCUGCGCUGUGCGCAGCAAAUUAAAUGCAUGCGGAGACCUCUGGAGGCAUUUUGUUUGA